AUGAGUCGCUCCACAGUGUGUGACUCAGACCUGACCCAUGUGAUCCACUUCUCUUCAUUCUGGACUCCUGGUGAGUGUGUUGGAGGUUAAAGUGGAGCUCCUGGUAACUGUAAUUUUACACCAACAGUUAGUUUGACCUUUGACCUGCAGGGGUCAGGGGUUCUGCUGGUAAUCUUCACGCUUCACUUUCCUGGUUUACGACCCGGAGGACUGUGUGAAGUUUCGGGACUGUCGUUGGAGACUAGCCGCUCUGAAGAUCUGAGGACCUGCAGUCAGUGGAGUAAAACCAUCAGAUCAGGACUGAGUCUGGUUCUAGUUUCAGUCCAGAGCAGACCUCCCAGCGGGAACAUCUGCAGCUGCUUUGACAUCCAGAGAAGAAGAAACAACACGGAGCCGGAGGUGAUGAGAGAGCCGGAUCAGGUGGAUCUGACCCAGGUCUGUAGAUCUGAACCUGAACCCUGUUUACUCAUCAGAUCAGACAGUCCGUUUAGAUAAUCCCUCGAAAAGUCCCUCGAAUCCUGGACUUGAACUCUGUUUGUCUUCAUGUUUAGAUCUUUGGAUCUGGACCUGGUUUCCAUGGUGAGGAGUGAGGACCGGUCUUCAGAGGAACAACCAGAGGAAGCAGACGGGUUUUCUUGUUCUGCAUCUUCAGAAUGAAGUGAGAAUUUUGAAGGUUCAGACACAGACUUUGAUCGUGGAGGAAGAUUUUCUCUUCUUCUUUAAAAUCAUUAACAUCUUUAGAAAAGACUGAAACACUGGAACCUGUCCGUUCUGUCCUCUGUGUCAUAAAGUCGUCGUCAUUCUCUGCAGAGAUGCAAAAGUCCGUCUGAUUUUAAUGGAUGAUGACAGACUGAUGAUGCAAAGACCGAUCAAAUCAAAUCUGAUGAUCUGAGAAGAACCACGAUCCAACGUCAGGAAUCAGAGACAGAAGUUUGCAGUUAGCUGCUCCUCAGUGUCUCGGGUCAGUCUGUAAACAAAAACAGCUGAGCAGAUUUUAGAAGAAACUAAAGUUCUAUUAAAACCACCCGUCUGAGCCGUGACACGAGUCAGCCACUGAGGGCGGGGUCAGACGGCGGCAGAGCGAGGCCGUGAUCCAAUCAGGACAGUUUGGAUCAGCUGCAGGAAAAUCGAUUAGCAACGGAGAAAGUGACGCGUGUCGUAUAAGCGGGAGUCACUGAGGAGGCGAAGAUGGAGGUCAGUCAUAGAAAGAAGAUCGACUGAAAACCAAAGAUCCGGUUUUUAACACCCGAGUCCAUCAGAGUCUCCAACCAUCGGGGUCCGCUGUUGAAAUCAGAUCUGUGUUUUGUCAGAGCUGGUUGGACUUCAGGUCUGAACAUGUGAGAGUGUUUACUGAGGUCAUGUGAUCCAUCAGAGCCGGGGCCUCUGGGUCCGGUCCGGGGCCCGCUAAUCAUCCCAGGUUACACUGAGCCGCACACAUGAUCCCUUUUCCUCUCUGAUGACUUCCAGAAAACUCCACGAGUCCGAACCUGCAGCGAUCGGAGAGAAAUCCCCGAGGACCAAACCACAAAGAGCCUGACUUAAUCCUGAACCUGACGGCGCUGCAGGCACAUCUGAAACGUUCUGGAGACCACCCAGACCGCCAACCGCACAGAAACACGAUUAAAGAUGAACGAAGUUAA
Molecule: messenger RNA, 1640 nt
Organism: Xyrichtys novacula (pearly razorfish)
Lineage: Eukaryota; Metazoa; Chordata; Actinopteri; Labriformes; Labridae
Source: the annotation of a GenBank genome assembly